CACAGCACCACUUCUGUGCUUCCCCACAAGACAAAUACUGACCCUGCCAGCAGCUCAAACAUGUGCUGGAGCACUGGAGGAGGAGCAGGGAGCCAUGACAAGAUUUAUCCAAAGACAGAGAUCUCUGCUUUGGAUAAAAGGCAGAGCAAGAGGGAAUCUGCUCUCCUGAGGAACCAGCCUUUAACUCUCAUCAAAGUUCCAGAAACCUCAACUCAUGAGACCCACGAUGCUAUAGUGGCCCAAAAUGCAGCUGCCAUUAUAUCCAACAUAAAGCUGCAGAGUGAGCAGAAGAAGAGAACCCAGACCAAGGACAACACCAACAGAGAAAGAGACUCAACAUCCCUGAGCAGAACUGCAGGGGCCAAAGCUGAUAAAGCAAACAUUGCUGAACAGAGUGUAACAGCUUCCUGUUGUGUGGAGGGUGAGACUGUAGCACAUAUGAAGCCACGGCAUGCACCGUUUGCUCCCCUUGAGACCACUGAUGACUUCCUAUCGCAACCUCACACACUCAGUGGUCAGCUGUGUGUGUCAUUACAAGAAAGCUCUGGUGCACCGGAGGUCAGAUUUCAUCAGGCAAUCUCAGGCACAAGAGAGACAACACCUGCUCAACACACACACCGGCUCUAUCAUCAAUUGUCCACUCAGGGACAGAGAGAAAGUUUUGGAUCCAGUUCUGAAUAGCGGGAAAGACUGUAACAGUGGGAGAAAGGUUAAUGAUCUCAUUUUGUUGCUGCGUGUUCAGUCUGUGCCAGUGCAGCGAAGAUCCCUGAAGACUCCUUCACCCUUACACUGCAAGCACAAUGACUCCAGUAACACAAUGCAUUUCACUAAUGAAAGCACUCUGUAUUUAUCAAAUUAUUUCUUUAUUAGUGAUUACCGAUUACUGAGAUUAACCUUGCUGAAUGUAGGAGCAGGAAAUUAACUAAAGUGUGCUGCACUGAGGACAUUUCACACA
This is a messenger RNA of Neoarius graeffei (lesser salmon catfish), 955 nucleotides long. RefSeq lists its product as uncharacterized. The coding region runs from base 61 to 681 and encodes 206 amino acids. The transcript is spliced from 5 exons. The record is from RefSeq and is a predicted model, not a curated record. Lineage: Eukaryota; Metazoa; Chordata; Actinopteri; Siluriformes; Ariidae.